UAUAGUAUGUCAAAAAAAGUCAAAGUAUAGUAUGUAGAAAAAAGUCAUACAAAGUCACAAUAUGGUAUGUUAAAAAAGUCAUAGUAUUAAGUGUCAAAUAAGACGUUUUGAAGCGCAGCUCUGUACAGUCAAUGAUUACCUGGGUGUCUGCAUAGAUCCUAAACUCAUGUGGAAGAUGAGCUCUAAUUUUUCAAGUGUCAUCAAUGUUCACACAGAUCUGAGCGGGCAGUAGAGGAAGUUGGCCCAUUUUAUAAUUAUUCUGCUGACUGUUGGGUCUGGCUGCAACCAGUUGACAGGAGAUCAUAAACAGGAAAAACUCAUCUAUGGGGACAAGUUUCUGUUCUGGAAAAAAAGCAUGAUUAAUAUUUCACAAUAAACGCCCCGGAAUCUUCAGAGCAAACCGUUGUAGUUCUAGUGGUUUUUAAUUUUUAACUGCAGAGGAACGUCAUCUGCUUAGUAAAUAAAAAAAUAAGUAACACAUGAAAACCCUGGUCACCAAUUGUGUCAUCUUGAAAGGUACUAUGGUACUAUGCACAGACAGAUUUAUAUUGGGAUCAAGAACAACAGCACUUAAUGCUGCGUGAUAUAUUUUAAUAACACUAUUUUAUUUAAGAUGCAGAGAAAUUCACAUUUUAAAAACAUUGAACAAUAUUAGAAUUUGGUUACAGAGUACAUACCCAAUUAUGCAAGGAAGCUCACAAAUCUGUAAAAUGUAUACUGCUGACUUGUUUCCUCACAACAGAUACGUAAGAGGUAACUUCACAACACCCUCUUCUUCCUUCCCCUCUCGUCCUCAACACUACUCCACUCCAACAACAACUUCUAGCGGCAGGACGCCGUAACCAGGCCACAACAUCUACAUGCAAAUCCAGAACAAUAUAAUCUGAACACAACACACAUCAGAAGCAAAAAGUUGACCCACGGCUUGUUACUAAUAAGAGGUUUUGCCUAUUAAUGUGACAGCAUCCAUAGUAUAAGCUCCUCAAAGUACUAUAGAUCAUGAUUGCAAAGUUUUUAACUACAUAAAAGUGGGGGCAUAAAAAUUACAGUAAAAGUGUAACAAAUGUACAACAUAUUGAAUGUUUUACUGUUUGACUUUAUGAAAUAAUAUAAUUUGCUCUGUUAAGUUUAACUAUCAAACAUUUGAAACAAAUUUCGUAAAAGACUAAUGAUGAGGCUGAUAUUGAAUUGUCACUGGGAUACGUCCAUGAACAGGAAUCUGACAGCACAGAAGCUGUAGGCUACACAUUAAUCUUUCAAGAGUUACACAUCAAAAGCUCAUGUGAGGACAGCUAGCCAGCCUGUGGUAGGAGAGUAACUGUAUUACUUAAAGACGAGACCUUUUCCCAUGCAGCAGCAGGUAUUGGCACAGGAUGGAGUGGAGCAUUGUAAGUCACAACUGACUUAUCGUUUUGUCUAUAUGUAGUACAGUCCUUAAUCAGCAUUUCCACCUGUGUGUCCAUUUUUGGCCACCAGUACUGUUCUUUUAGGCGUUGUUUUGUGCAGACAAUACCCUGAUGGGUCUCAUGAGCACUGUCUAUGAAUAAGGCAGUAAAAACCCCUGACAAUACAGUCGUCGACAAAUGUCAGUACGUCGCAUAUGAAAUGAUAUGGCUGUAGGUCAGGAUCAACAACCUUCUUGUUUUGUUCCAAUGAUUCUGUUGCUAGCAGAGCAUUUACGUGGGACGUAAGGGUCCAGAAAUUCACCCGCAUCAUUCUGCAUGUUUACAGGUUGAACAGGUUGAAUUUGAACAUUUGAAACAAAUUUCUAUUGAAAUUUUGAAUUGUUGUAAACGAUCAACGAUGAAGACUGGUUUCAAAUUGCCACUGGAAAACGUCCAGGAAUCUGACAGCACUGACUGCGAUGCAUAGGUAAGAUUUAUGCGACUGAUUAAUUUUUCAAGAGUUGCACAAUAAAAGCUUUUGAGGACAGCCAGCCAGCCUGUGGGAGGGAAGGGUGGUAACGGCUACUUAAGAGUGAACUCAACUCUGUCCUUACACUCCACAUUUUCAAGGUAAGUGUUGAAUGCUUACAAUGAAUGAUUAAUGCAUAUAUAUAUAUAUAUAUAUAUAUAUAUAUUUAUUUUGUUUUGAUUUCCUAUGUGUAAAACAUUGCAGGAAUCAGUCAUGGCUGCAGAAGCACAUCAGACUUGUUAUGAGGGCAGUAUCGUCCAAAACUUUCUGUUCUACCUGGAACAAUCAGGAGACCACAAGAUCAUUCUCCAGUUUCUUCACAACAUCCUGCCAGGACAAUUUAAAAGAAUUGGAGCUGGAAGAGGCAGCCUGGAUGUUCUUGGUGUUGGAAGUGGUGGAGGUAAUAUGGAUGUCGAGCUGCUCACUCUACUGCAGUCUACAUUACCUGCCAUCCCGAUCACUGCUGACAUCGUGGAGGGCAGCUCUGAGCUCACAGACAUCUUCAAAGCUCUGGUAGUAAAGACCACCAACCUUCAGACGAUCCCAUUUGCUUGGCAUUUCAUGAAGAGUGAGGACUAUGAGAUGGAAGUCAAAGCAAAAGGAGACAUGAAGAGAUUUGACUUCAUACACAUGGUUCAUAUGAUCUAUUUCUUGGAUAACCUCGACGACUCCAUCAAGUUCUACCACAGCCUUCUGAAGAAAAAUGGCAUGCUUAUGAUCAUCGUUCAAGCAGAUGGCACUGGCUGGGACAUCCUGUGGAAGACUUACAAGAAGGAGCUCUGCAUCAAUGGCAUCGAAGUGUCCCGCUCAUCAGGAGAGGUUAUUUCCUGCCUGAAGAGCCAGGGUCUGAAAUAUGAGGAGCACGCCAUUUCCAACACCUUCGACAUCUCUGAGUGCUUCAAUCCAAGCAGCCAGACUGGAGAACGUCUGCUCAAUUUCUUUACAGCGAAAGAUCACUUCUACCAGUCCUUCACCCCAGAGAUCAGAGCAGGCAUGUUAGAGCUUCUCAGAAACAAGAGCAGCACUAAAAAAGAUGGCAGGGUAUUCUUCAGUUGUGGUGUGAACUGCAUAUUUGUUUAUGCGUGAGUAUGUUCUAUUGAAAAAGGUUCAUAUAUGUUGAUUUUUCUUCUUGCAUUCACUUUACCCUGAAUAGGCCUGCAGUUUAACACAUAGUACAUACAUAAACAAACACAUUCAUACAAACCAGCGAUGUAGAGUCACCAUGUCACCUAACCUGCAUGUGCAUCUUGUUUGUUUUUUGAAUAACACAUUUAGAAGAGUAUGUAGCCUUGGUGGAGGUACAGUAUGUGACUUUUAGUGAUUUGUGGUUUGCAGGACCAAAUCAUGUUUUUACUUGUAGUUUGAUAAGGCUAUAAUCUGAUUCAAAGUGGUUAAACAGGUUGCUCUGUGAUGACUCAUGUUAUAUGCUAGGUCAUGAUGUGUUUCUAUGUAAACAUUUCCUUAGCACACUAUAGCAUGAUAUAUGCACAAGCGCUUAUAGAUACUUUUCAUGGAGGAGAAGAAUAAUGAUAACACCAGAACACUUGCUUAGAUUACUUAGAACAUAGAGUUGACGCUCUGAGAAAAUAACAAACCAAAUCAAAUAAAACCUUUGUUCAUCUACCUGA
Sebastes umbrosus (honeycomb rockfish) is the source of this 3542-nucleotide messenger RNA. RefSeq names its product histamine N-methyltransferase-like. The record is from RefSeq and is a predicted model, not a curated record. The coding region runs from base 2101 to 3000 and encodes 299 amino acids. Gene Ontology annotation, molecular function: N-methyltransferase activity. NCBI's taxonomy places the organism in Eukaryota, Metazoa, Chordata, Actinopteri, Perciformes, Sebastidae. The transcript is spliced from 6 exons.